This is a messenger RNA of Trifolium pratense (red clover), 1997 nucleotides long. Its product is annotated as putative E3 ubiquitin-protein ligase XBAT31. Lineage: Eukaryota; Viridiplantae; Streptophyta; Magnoliopsida; Fabales; Fabaceae. The coding region runs from base 303 to 1649 and encodes 448 amino acids. Gene Ontology annotation, molecular function: protein binding. The transcript is spliced from 8 exons. The record is from RefSeq and is a predicted model, not a curated record.
AUUUUUCUACCACAGUAAUUUGGUGCAACAAAAGGUAGAUUUAUAAAAUUAGUGGUGAGUUUUGAGGAUAAUGGAGCCUACCCUAUAUUGGAAUCUGAUUGAUGCCAUGCCACAGCCAAGUUAGUCUGAAUAACUGCUCAUCACUGACACAUUCAGCUACCUAUGUGACUAUGUCCCUCCUUUUCUCUCUCUAAUACCUUCCCUACACUUUCAAACUCAAUAAUAAAUGGGGAAACUUUGAAUUGAAAACGUGGCAACCAAACUUAGUAGUAGUAGUAGUAGUAGAACAAGAACCAAGCAUCAUGGGUCAAGGUCUUAGUUGCAGAGGUAGUCAUGAACAUGGUCUCUUUCGUGCUGUCCAACAUGGUGACCUUCAAACUGUUUCUACUUUGUUAAAGACACAUCCUUCUCUUAUUCAUCGUACUACUGUUUAUGACCACCAUUCUCCUCUUCAUAUUGCUGCUGCCAAUGGUCAGAUCCAGGUUUUAUCUAGACUUUUAGAUGGAUCUGCAAAUCCAGAUGUGUUGAAUCGCCAAAAGCAGACUCCACUUAUGUUGGCAGCAAUGCAUGGGAAAAUUGAUUGUGUGGAAAAGCUACUUGAAGCUGGUGCUAAUGUAUUGAUGUUUGAUGUGUGUCAUGGAAGAACCUGUUUGCAUUAUGCUGCUUAUUAUGGUCAUUCUUCUUGUCUUAAAGCAAUACUUUCUGCUGCUCAAUCUAGUCCUGUGGCUGCUUCUUGGGGGUUUUCACGGUUUGUGAAUAUUAGAGAUGGUAGGGGCGCUACACCGUUGCAUUUGGCAGCUCGUCAAAGACGAUCUGAAUGCGUGCAUACUUUGUUGUGUAGUGGAGCUCUUGUUUGUGCUUCAACUAGCAGAUAUGGCUGUCCCGGGAGCACUCCUCUUCAUCUAGCUGCUAAAGGAGGUUCUCUAGAUUGUAUCCGUGAACUAUUGGCAUGGGGUGCAGAUCGUCUUCAACGUGAUGCAUCUGGUCGGAUACCGUAUGUGGUUGCUCUGAAACACAAACACGGAGCAUGUGCAGCACUGUUAAAUAUUGCAUCUGCACAACCUCUUGUGUGGCCAUCAGCUUUGAAGAUAAUCAGUGAGCUUAAUCCGGAGGCCAAAUUAUUAUUAGAACAGGCCUUGAUGGACGCGAAUAAGGAAAGGGAGAAAAAUAUAUUGAAAGGCAGUCCUUACUCUCUUCCAUCUCCAGCACACUCUGAUCAGAUGGAUGACAAUAUCUCUGAGGUUAGUGAGACGGAAUUAUGCUGCAUCUGCUUCGAGCAGGUGUGUACAAUUGAAGUCCAGGACUGUGGCCACCAAAUGUGUGCACAAUGCACACUAACACUCUGUUGUCACAACAAGCCAAACACAUCAACUUCUCAUCCUACCCCACCCGUUUGUCCAUUCUGUCGAAGCACCAUAUCUAAACUGAUGGUUAUCAAGAUAGAAACUCACGAAGACAUCUAUCAAGACGGUACCACCGAUACCACUUGUUUUAAGCCAAGCAAGUCAAGAAAAUUCCGUAACAUGAACGAGGGUAGCAGCAGCAGUUUCAAGGGACUAUCUAAUGUAAAUUCAUUCGGAAAAAUGAGCGGCCGUAGUUCCGGUAUGAUUGCUUCCGAAAAUGAAUGUAUUGAUGAUAAGCCACAAUGAUGAUGCUGUCUGUUACUUGGUGAAGUGUUUUUGCUGAUGAGUGAAUGAUAAUUGCUUGAUAAGCAAGGUAAAAUGAAAAUAUAAAAAAGAAGAAUUCAAUGUGCAAUAUUGAGAACUAAGCAAAGUGUGCAUCAUCAUGAUGACAUAUUGUAAAUUGUAAUGUCAUUGAUGGUAUACUAAGUCCAUUAAAAUUGAGAAAAUUCUUUUUUCUCAUUAAGGUCUAAAAAAGACCAUAAAGAAAAUGUAUUGUGUAUUAUUUAUUUGCUUCUGAAUGUAACAACAAAAUGAGCAAUAAAAUAUGAAAGGGAAAGACAUGGCCUAUUGGUUGGUGUCAUGUGAUUAUGUCUA